Molecule: messenger RNA, 855 nt
Organism: Amoebophrya sp. A25
Lineage: Eukaryota; Dinophyceae; Syndiniales; Amoebophryaceae
Source: the annotation of a GenBank genome assembly
GUACGACAUGGCUGCCCAACACGCUGCGUCAUCAAAAGCACGACAAAGUUACCCGACUGGUGCGAGCAGUAAACUUGCGGCUUCUGUUUCUGCUUGUGCUUCCUCUGCACCCGCAACUAGUCAGUCAACGCCGUCUGCUGUUCUUGCACGCACACAUCACCGUUUACCUUUUUCGGUGGCACCACUGGAGGAAAUACCCAGGCAGGAUCGCUAUGCUUUCACUCCGCUGCUGCGGAAAGUAGAGGCGUGGUUUAGCUGCAAAGUCGUUCGGGCUGGCGGAAUCGAGGUAAUUACCCAGCCAACCUCAAGUUUCCACCUACGCCGUGCUUUUGCCAACUCCUUCAACAACAGCUUCUCCACGAGCGAUCUCGAUUUGAUCCACGCAAAGAUGAAGCGUGACUUCGUUGCUCCCUACAUCAAAAGUCCGCAGAUACAUGCACGGUACUAAGUACUUAAUUGGACCAUUCUAGACUACUCCAUGUCCUAGCAUAGGCAUACCAGUAAGGCAAGAAAUUGAAAUGUGAGUAAGUACUUAAGUAGACUGACAUGCUGUAGUCCGUCGGCGAUCGUUUUCGUUCCCAGGCUCAACAUGAUUGGACGUCGAAUUUCAAGAAUAUCAAGAUUCGCUCUUCAGAAUUCUUCAAAAUCACAACUUCGCAGAUUCGAAAUCGGUGACCUCGUUGCAGUUUUGCAAGCGGUAGUGAAGCGAAAGGGAAUGCGCAGUGCAGAACGACUACUGGAAGCCUUGUUGGGAAUGAAGCGAGGCAUGUGGUGGUGACCGUGACUCUGCCUAAAAGCAUUCACAAACACAAUAACUAUAAAUUCUUGCUUUGCAUCCGUUUGCUUUAAUAAUUA